UUUGGCAUUCCGCAUUGGCAGUUUGGCAGAUUGAAUUGAAUUCGAUUGGGUUUGUUGUGUUACACCUAUGGCUAGGGUUUUUUUAUUCUUUUGGUUUUCUCAAUUCUUUCGUACUGCGGAAUUGCAAUUGAAGAAUUUCCUUUCGCUUUGCAUUUCCAAUAAUAUUAGUUAAUUAUUUUUGGUGCCGUGCCUUGAUGAAAUUAUUGGAGUGGUUUAUGAAACAUUUGGUGUAUUAAGUAUAUAGAAAAUAUAGAAUGUGGUAAAAACUGACGACAUUGAUCACGCUAUAAUCUCUACAGAUUUGAACAAUAUUUUAACUUGAAUGGGAAUAAAAAUAUGAAAGAUAUGAAUUCGUUAGGCCAGAACAGCAUUUCAGACUUGUUGAAAUUAGCCAGAAAAUUCAACUGUUUUUACUUGUCAGGUUUACAUCAAGGAGUAUGUAAACCAUUUAUAGUGGCUGGUCGCCAAGUUGGUCUUAUUAGAUCCGAUGUUAUGAAACAUCUUCAAAGAUUUCCUGAGAUAUUCAGUAUUAAUGAUAAAUAUGUGGAGCUUAAUCCAGCAUUUCGUGAUUAUAAAGAAAGAACAAAUAAAGUUGCUGAAGUUUUAAACAAAUUAAGAAAAGAAAAUGAAAUUUGUGCUCUAAAAGGUUGGAGAGAUGAGUGUUUUGAAGUAAGUACGCCAUUCUAUCAUGAGAGCCUGCUGGAAAUGGACCGCAGUGCCAUUUGCCUGUUUGGAAUCAGAAAUUACGGUGUCAGUGUUACUGGAUACUUGCAGCAUCCCACCAAAGGAUUGUGUAUUUGGCUGCAACAAAGAAGUUUUACUAAACAAACUUGGCCAGGCAAAUGGGAUUGUUUUGUGAGCGGCGGUCUCGCUGUUGGCUAUGGCAUAUUAGAGACAACUAUCAAAGAAGCGGCUGAGGAGGCUUCUGUCGAAGGAGAUCUGGCUAAAAAACUAAUCCCAGCUGGCUGUGUUAGUUUUUUCUUCGAGAGCGAAAGGGGUCUCUUCCCUAAUACGGAAUAUGUGUACGACUUGGAACUCCCGCUGGACUUUAUGCCGCGCAACGCAGACGGUGAAGUGGAAAGUUUCGAACUGCUGACCGCAGACGAGUGUAUCCAGAGGGCACUCACGCCCCAAUUCAAAACCACAAGUGCCCCAGUCCUGAUGGAUUUCUUGAUACGUAAAGGGCAUAUCAAUCCUGAAAAUGAGCCAAAUUACCGAUACUUGGUGGAGUUGCUACAUGUACCUUUGCAGUCUAUAUACAACUGGCCUUAUACACUGACAAACACCAUUAAUAAUGGAGACAACGAAAAUUUAUUAAAUGCUAAAUAGAUUAACUUAAUGCCAUGUAAUCGAAUUUUAUAGGAAACAUUUUCUCAGAACCUAGUGUUUAGAAAUAUUUUAAAACUAUGAGUACCAAUACUUAAUUUUGUACCUUAUUAACUCAUGGUAUAAGUAAUUUUAGCAAAAAUCUUAGCUAAGGCUCCCAGAAUACUUAAGCAAACUUUAAAUAAUAACUUAUUUAGCGAGUUUGCUGUUUAUGAUAGAAUGAUUCGGGAAUUUGACCAAAUUCAGAUAUAGAGUACUGUUUGGAUACAAUGAUAGCAGUGUGUAUGCGCAGAAUGCAAACUUCUUAAACCUCAGGCGAAUUAUCUAUAAAAUUACUAGUUGAACAUUAUUUUUGCACACACUUGUACAAAUAAAGUAGGAGUGAGUUUCUAUACAUAACAAGUAUACAUAAUGUUUCCAUUUACCAUUUCUUUGUGGUUUUCAUACAAAAAUAUAAAAUAUAAAUCGGCAUUUAUAUUUAUUUCACAGUCAGUAUUUCAUGUAAGUUAUGUAGUAUCAACCUACUUAUCAAGCUAUUCGUCUUUCAUCGGACAGAAAUAUUAGAAUGUCAUUCCUGAUUCAUAUUUUUCUCUCAUAUUUCGCGGAGUUAGCAUUACGCGCGUAAACGCUAGAAAGAUGUAGGUCUGCAUAGUUUAGCUAGGUAUCGUUACGUUCUGUGAUACUUUACCAGUUCGGUAUAAGACAUUAUAUACUAUUAGUUUGAUUUGUUUUCAAUUUCGUGUGAAUAUACUUAAAAGCUUGAUUGUAUUUAUUGUAUUUUUUAAUCUUGGUUUUAUUAAAUAUUUUGUAGUCUAUGAACAUUUUGUAAAACAAAAUUAUCAAUGUAUGAAUGUUAUUCAUGUUUAUUGAACAUUUAGGUACUUAGGUGCUACUUUCUUACUUGGAUAUGUAGUACCUACUACGUUAAAAGAGACUACACGCAUGUAAAAUAGUCUAGUCAGUUGACAAACGGCGAAGAAAUAUUGGUUGAUAGCUUCGUUACUUAAUAAAAUGUUAUUUAUACCAUAUUUACAUGUACACCGAAGGUUCAAAUUAGACUGUUGGGAGGCCUAUGUUAUACUUAAUAUACGUACAUUAUUCGUAAACGUAGACAUGAAUAUAAUUUAAUUAAAAAAUUCUAAAUAAUACUGUUUAAGUAUUAUUUCAGCUGUGUCAUUAUGAUCUAAGUUAGUUUUGUAUACAAGUAUCCAUACGGAAGUGGCGGUAUUAAAGCCAGUGAUUGCCUGUAGAUUAUUUUAUUUUUAUUAAAAUAAUAUACACGUUGAAGCCCCAACCUUCGAAAAAGUUGACACAAGUAAUCACUUAAAUUAAUUGAUUUUGUAUAUUUACCCAAAAAUAGUUUUUAUGAGUAUUAUUUUGUAUUACAUUUUGGCACAGUUGAAAUAAUGGAGGUGCCGACUUUGAAACACGAUUUAUGAUAAUACCUAUAGGAAUGUAGACUUGUAUGCGUAAAAUAAAGAUGUUGAAAAAUAAUAUACCGCUAGUUGUAUUUGGCUAAUUUUCGUGUUUACAAUUAUUGGCAAGUAAUAAUGUAAGAUGUGUACAAGUUUUGCACGUGAAUUGUUGUGACAGUCGAAAAGGAUUUUUAGAUUUAAUAUGUCCCCAGAAUGUAGGGGAUGCUGUGUCAGGUUGACUGAUAUAAUGAUAAACAUUUCUUGACAUCAAUAUAAAAUUCGAUUAAGAUGAUAAAAGGCAUUUUGCCCCAAUUAUAAUGAAAUGGUAGUGGUAAGACUAAACUUGAUCAAUAAAGUUACUUACGGUCGCUACUUUUAAAAUGAUGUUUAAGUGAGCAGAGCAGAGUAAUAAAGGAAAAUGCAUUUACUUAUUAGUAAAAACAACAAAAGCAAAACGAUGACGGGACUUUUAAAAAUCUUGCGAUAACCGGUGCGGCCUACGCCUGACUCGGCAUCCUAAAUUAGUUUUUGCAAGUGAUGCAAUAAGUAACAGCAAUGAAUGUCGAUAUUUUUAUGUCUUUUUGUAUUGGAUAACUAUAUCUUGGAGAAAUAUUUGUCAGUAGUUACAUAGCAUUGGAAAAUAUGUUUGUAAAUAGCACAGAACAUCUUGAGUGGGUAACGUGGGCUUCUUAUUAUUGCUCUGUAUCUUUAAUACACUGCUGAUUACUAGUUUAUCCAAAUAUCUUUUAUCAAUGAAUAUAUCACAGUCAAAGGCAAGAUGAAGUCACACGAGUGAAUUUCUCUAUUGUGUUUGUAGGUAUACAAAUUCCUCAAAAAGAAAUACAAGAAAUGUAAGUGGAUGUGAUAAAUGUCAAAAUAUACAGAUUGGCACUCACAAGUAGGUAGUUCGAGAUCUUGUAUAAAAGCAACAAACUUAUUAUUUGUAAGUUAUUUUUGUGACGAGAGAAGAUUCACUGCCUUGGAGUACCAAAAAGUUCCCGUAUUGGCAUAUCUGGCAAUGUCUCUUGUCAAACAUCCUCUUGUACCUAUUUCCAAGAAUGGGAAGACUCGUUUCUAAAAAGAUUUUUAAAGCGUGGGAACAUUGCGGUUUUGUAUACAUUUUUAUAGGCCUUGUUACUGACGAAAGAUUUUGUACGAUAUAGGAUAAAGAAACGAGUGUACACAUAUAACCUAUUUGCGAUAGUAGUUAUAGAUAGUGUUUUCCUAAAAAUUAAACAGAUAAAAUAUGCUUAA
Messenger RNA from Amyelois transitella, 3995 nucleotides. RefSeq lists its product as uncharacterized. Bases 337 to 1329 code for a protein of 330 amino acids. NCBI's taxonomy places the organism in Eukaryota, Metazoa, Arthropoda, Insecta, Lepidoptera, Pyralidae. Gene Ontology annotation, molecular function: 8-oxo-dGDP phosphatase activity. The record is from RefSeq and is a predicted model, not a curated record. The transcript has 7 exons.